GUUUCUCCUGGUCUGUCAAGUGGAAAGCAAAAACAGCCUGUCAUGUGCUGGCGAAAAACUCUCGUGCAUGUCUGCCCCGCCGUACCACAGACCGUGGUACUAGUUUGUCCCCACGUUCAAUGUUGAGCGCGACGCAGGCCUGCCGUCUCUUUUACGGAACAAGUUUGCCAUUAUCCGUAUCACGGUCAUUGUAUCCAUCAUCGGCAGGAUAUUCACUCCGGCACGGUUCCAACUUCACCCCGAAGCAGCGCUUCGCCAUGCGGACCGCCUAUUUUAAACAGUUGCCGGGCGAGGAGCAGUGUCAGAUCAGCUUCCACCUGCUGCUGGACCAGUACAAGAUCGACAAAGUGUUCAACUUUAAUCGCAGCCUUACGGAACCGAUCGACAGCAGCCUGGACCGUAUCCGCACGAAUGUGGAGAAAGAGUUCCAGAAGAAAAAUAAACGGAAAAAGGUAAAGAAGCAACCUGUGCCGUCAUCCGACGACAAUGCGACAACUGCGGCCGCGGAACCGGCAGCCGAAGUGCCGCCAGCGGACUUGGUGCCGGUAGUAGUGUCUCUCGGCACGGCGGAGCAGAAGCUUACCAACAUGACCAUCGCGGAUGUACUGGCGAAAUUCGAUGCUGGUGAGUUUCCCAACGCACAGCUUACGGUGCUGGACACAAGCUUUCAAAUUUUGUACAACAGUCCGGAGGUGCACGCGGUCAAGCUGCCCACCUCCAUGCUGGCCGACUUUUACGUGUACCCUUCCCGACUUGAGCUACACUUUGCGACACGCGAAUCCAGUGCGUACUGCUGGUCGAGGGGCCAGAUGCCAGCAUCGGGUAAUGCGCAACAUAUCCGCUGGGAGCCGGUUUGCACCGAGUUGACGUACAUGGUGCAAAAGAGUGACGUUGGCUAUCACCUAAAGUUCAGCUGCACACCAAAGGAUGCUUCUGGGCGGACAGGUCCGGCGACGGAAAUCAUUUCAUCGCAACCGGUACAGGCAGGACCUGGACUGUGCCCGUUCGAGGUGCGACAUCUGUUCACCCAGCAGAAGCUAAAGGAUGGCCAGUUCCGGGUGGUGUCUUACAAUCUGCUUGCCGAACUGUACUCGGACAGUGACUACAGUAGGACGGUACUGUUCGCGUAUACGCCGCCGUACGCGCUUGAAAUGGAUUACCGAAAGCAGCUAUUCAUAAAGGAGAUUCUUGGCUACAGGGGAGAUAUCGUGUGUCUGCAGGAGGUGGACACGAAAAUAUUCAGUCUGGAUCUGGUGCCGAUUUUUCACCAGAAGAAUCUAGCCGGACACUAUAAAGCGAAACGUAAUGUGGCCGAGGGACUGGCCACGUUCUACGACACUGAUAAAUUCGAGCUCGUUGAAAAGGAUGGUGUGAUUAUCAGCGAAAUUCUGCAACGCUAUCCGGAAGUCUGGGACAUUAUACGGAACAAGAAACCGCUGGUAGAGCGCGUAGAAAACCGAUCGUCCGCGCUGCAGCUUACCCUUCUGCGCAGUAGUAAGCACGACACGAGCAAACAUCUGCUGGUGGCCAAUACGCAUCUUUACUUCCAUCCAGACGCUGAUCACGUGCGUCUGCUGCAGUUUGGAUUUUCCAUGCUGUACGUACGCGAACAGUACGAGCGGAUCCGGCAGCAGUACAAUCUGCAGGAAUCCGAACUGGCGCUACUGUUUUGCGGUGACUUUAACUCGGUACCGGAGUGUGGCAUCUACAAGCUUAUGACGGAACGGUUCGUCGGGGCGGACUUUAUCGACUGGCAGAGCAAUAAGGAGGAAGCGGUCGAGAAUUUGACACUGUCGCAACCGUUCAAGAUGGGUUCGGCCUGUGGGUGUCCACCGUUUACGAACUACACGGUAGGAUUCACGGCUUGCAUCGAUUACAUCUUCUACCAGACGGGCGUUUUGACCGUGAACGACGUUAUUCCGAUGCCAAGCGAGCAGGAACUUUCGAUGUACGAAGCGAUACCUUCACCCGUGUUUCCUUCGGAUCAUGUGGCGCUGGUCGCCAACUUAGAGUGGGCCAAGUAGAAUCGAUUCGACUAGCGCUGAAUGCUAGUUGAGAUGAAAGUAAGAUGGAAGCUGUAAACUCGAGAGAUAGUUUGUUUGUGUAAGCAACAUAUUUAUCGCCAGUAGAACCGUUCGUUUGAUGGUUAACAGUGGAUGUUUGUGGCAAUCCGAGGAAAUGUACUAUUGUGAAAGAAAGUAAUUCCAAAUUCCACUUUCUGAAGUCUCUUCUGUUCUGAGUGUGAAGGAUUUUUUUUAAACUGAUAAAGGCAAGCUGUAUGAUCUAAGACAUAGCAAA
Anopheles stephensi (Asian malaria mosquito) is the source of this 2298-nucleotide messenger RNA. RefSeq names its product 2',5'-phosphodiesterase 12. Gene Ontology annotation, biological process: nuclear-transcribed mRNA catabolic process, deadenylation-dependent decay. The record is from RefSeq and is a predicted model, not a curated record. The transcript is spliced from 2 exons. Lineage: Eukaryota; Metazoa; Arthropoda; Insecta; Diptera; Culicidae. Bases 120 to 2024 code for a protein of 634 amino acids. Gene Ontology annotation, cellular component: mitochondrion. Gene Ontology annotation, molecular function: 3'-5'-RNA exonuclease activity.